Messenger RNA from Megalops cyprinoides (Indo-Pacific tarpon), 1637 nucleotides. Its product is annotated as zinc finger protein 239-like. The transcript has 2 exons. The coding region runs from base 270 to 1433 and encodes 387 amino acids. The record is from RefSeq and is a predicted model, not a curated record. Lineage: Eukaryota; Metazoa; Chordata; Actinopteri; Elopiformes; Megalopidae.
ACAGCACAAAGCGAGCUAGUGAAUAAAUACAAACUACAAAAAUAAUUACGUUACUGUUGUGUAAUAUCGAUGGGGAGAGCACCCAAUUAAUUGGUGAGGUUUGACGUUACGGAUUCCAGCAUCAAAUUAGUGUAUUUAGCCAGCUAAAUGUGUCGUGAUGCCAGUUGCUUCAAUAUUCCGGCUGGCACAAACAAGCUAAAUGUUCAGCUACAGUGUAUGGGUAGCAGGUCUGCUGGCUUGUGAUUGAAAUAUACAAGAAAGUGUAAAACAUGGAUUCAGGGCAAAUCAAAGAAGAAUCACCUCACUGGAGUGGUGAAGACUGUCACAGCUAUGACGACAUUGAGAUAAAAUCUGUUCUCAUCAAAGAGGAAGACUUUGAGCAAGAGAUCAACCAGUCAGAACCCGUUGUCAUGGCGUCCAAAGCGGAACCCCGUGAUGAAGACGACGAGGAGGAAGUGUCUGUCAAACAAAGUGGUCACCCUACCAAAGCUUCCCACCGCUGUGUGGAUUGCGGGAAAGCAUUUGACCAGCUGUCCAGCCUGCUGCUUCAUCGGCGCAUUCACCCAGGCGAGAAUCCCCUCAGCUGCGAACAUUGCGGCAAAAGCUUCACCAAGCUCUCCAACCUAAAAGUGCACCAGCUCGAUCAUGCCGGCGGGAAGGAGCAUAACUGCGACCAGUGCGGCAAGACUUUCAGCCGGCUUGCGUACCUCAAAGUCCACAUGCGCCUGCACACGGGGGAGAAGCCCUAUUGCUGCGCAGUGUGCGGGAAGAUCUUUAACAAGUCGGGGAGCCUGAAGGUGCACGUUCGGACGCACACGGGAGAGCGCCCCUACAGUUGUCCGGAGUGCGGGAAGAGCUUUUCAAACGUGUCAGACAUGCGGAUCCACCAGCGGAUUCACACGGGAGAGAAGCCCUAUCGCUGCGACGACUGCGGCAAAAGCUUCCGUCAGAGGGGGCAGCUGAAGGUCCACCAGCGCAAGCACACGGGGGCGCGGCCCUUCAGUUGCUCGGAGUGCAGCAAAAGUUUCCGGCAGUUCGGCCAGCUCAAAGUGCACCAGCUGUACCACUCGGGCGAGAAGCCUUUCCAUUGUGACGAGUGCGACAAGAGCUUCGUGGAGCUCGGCAGCUUGAAGAGGCACCAGCAGGUGCACAGGGAGAAGAUGUACCGCUGCUCGCGGUGUCACGUCACUUUCCGGCUGCAGGAGAAGCUGGAGCAGCAUCAGCGGCUGCACGCCGCGGGGCAGAACUCCUUCCCGUGCACCCUGUGCAACAAGAGCUUCCGCAACCACUACAAGCUGAAGGUGCACACGCUCACGCACACGGGAGAGAGGCCCUUCUGCUGCUCCGAGUGCUCCAAGGCCUUCCUCACGCAGUCCGACCUCAACCGCCACUUGCGGAUUCACGCCAGAAACAAACCCCCCAAGCAGAAUUAAAUGUGAACUCAACCUUUUGAGAAAACAGUUUAUUACUGUCAGACUGGCUUAAAAAAAGGUUGAUUUCGCCGUUGCCCGAGGAUCAACCUAUUAUCACAUAGAUGAAAGACUGUGUGUAAUUUUAAAUUGCUAUUGCCUCUGGCCCCGGGCAGGUUCCCCAUGUGAAAUGGGAUAUAUGAUGGAGGCUUAAAGGCUGUAAUUCUU